UCGGUUAGCUCAAUUAUGGCCUGCCCUUCCUUUUACCAUGGGAUAAAGGCAUAUAUAUUAUCAGGAUACGCGAUCAAUGGUUUUACUGAAAAAAUGAGGUUUACAUAGCUAGCAUUAUUAGAGUCCUUGGUCUUUCUUCGAAAGCGGCUGCCGAUGGGCUGUCGGGUGAAUAGUCCGCUGUCUGUUGGUGAGGAUAUGACGCGUGCGGGGAUCCAAGGUCGACAGCUGGACUGCGGGGUUUCAACUGCCAUGGCAGUCACGACCACCACUUACUCAAACACCUUCUGGUCUCUCCAGCCUGUGAAUAACCCAACAGCAGUGAGCAUUGCUUCCUUCAGCACCGAAGUCAAGUUCACUCAGUCUACGUCUUCUCUACAUCCCAAUGGCCUCACAAAACCCCACUCCAUACCCCUUCCAAUUCGACACAUCCAACCACAUCGAAACACCCAACGGAAACUCCGAAGACACCACAAUAAUUCUCAAAAAUGUCCGUGGACGCAUCCCCUCGACACAAGCCUCACGUUUACGCACAAUGUGGCUGGAAGCCUAUCGAGACCCUACCAAGAUCAUAGCGCACCCUUGCGGCUACGACGCCCUUUCAUCGCGACUGAUUGAGGAAGCCGGCUUCCCUAUGAUCUUCAUAUCCGGAUUUGCUGUGGCGGCUUCUCAUGGACUCCCUGAUACGGGCUAUAUUGCAAUGGGAGAGAUGUCCAGCAGGAUCCAGGAAAUUGUCCGUGUGACAAGUAUACCUAUCAUGGUGGAUGGAGACACGGGGUACGGGAGCGCGAUGAACGUGCGACGGACCGUGGAGUGCUUUGCUGCUACAGGAGCAGCGGGAGUGAUGAUUGAGGACCAGACAUGGCCGAAGAGGUGCGGUCAUACAAAAGGCAAGUCGGUUGUGUCAAGAGGUGAGGCCUACGCUAGGAUCCAAGCUGCGGUGGAUGCGCGUAACCAAGGACAGGACAUUUUUAUCCUGGCAAGAACGGACUCCUUAAUUCAUGGGUGGGACGAGGCUAUGACUCGGGCGAAAGAGUUUAAGCGGAUUGGAGCAGAUGGCGUGUUUGUCGAAGCAUUACCUGAUAAAGAAGCUAUGAGGAACUGUGUGAAGGAGCUGGAUAUUCCAAUGCUGGCUAAUAUAAUCGAGGGUGGAAAGUCGGAGAACUUGUCGGCCAAGGAACUGGGUGAGUUGGGAUUUGCAGCAGUGGCAUAUCCAUGGACUCUGGUUGCUGCAAGGCUUAAGAGCAUCCGUGAGGCUCUGGAUGGAUUGAAGCGCAGUUUUAUGACUGGAGCUCCUCCUAUGAUACUAGGGUAUUCGGAAGUGUGUGAAGGUGUUGGGUUCAAUAAGUAUUGGGAUAUGGAGCCAAGGUAUGAAUAUGACAAUGAAGGGCUUGUGAACCCGACGAACGAAAAUGAAUCAUGACACGACCCGCUUGAUGACUU
This is a messenger RNA of Aspergillus ibericus CBS 121593, 1440 nucleotides long. RefSeq names its product isocitrate lyase/PEP mutase family protein. Lineage: Eukaryota; Fungi; Ascomycota; Eurotiomycetes; Eurotiales; Aspergillaceae. The record is from RefSeq and is a predicted model, not a curated record. Gene Ontology annotation, molecular function: catalytic activity. The transcript is spliced from 3 exons. Bases 383 to 1420 code for a protein of 345 amino acids.